Molecule: messenger RNA, 1669 nt
Organism: Dothidotthia symphoricarpi CBS 119687
Lineage: Eukaryota; Fungi; Ascomycota; Dothideomycetes; Pleosporales; Dothidotthiaceae
Product: general substrate transporter
Exons: 10
Coding region: 26-1669 (547 amino acids)
Biological process (GO): transmembrane transport; carbohydrate transport
Cellular component (GO): membrane
Molecular function (GO): carbohydrate:proton symporter activity
Source: RefSeq, a predicted model, not a curated record
CUCCGCGACAAAGCUAGAUUCCAAAAUGGCUUCACUUAAUGUCACAUCCUUCCACCAUGACCUGACAAGUGAGAAGGUCGGAGCCCUUCAGACUGAGGAGGUAGUUAUCCAGCGACUGACUGAUGAUGACUUGUUUCGAAUGUCCCGGGAUGCUAUGCCCAGGUUUUGGACCAGGACAGGAUGGAGGCUUUGUCUAGUGAUGUUUGUGCAAGGCUGUAACCAAGCAGGGUAUGGUGUCGACUGGGCGGUCAUCGGAAAUAUCAACUCGUAUAAGUCGUGGCAUAACUACUUCGGCUUCGAGACCAGUGGCACUACUUUUGCUCACAUUACCGCAUUGAUGAGAAUUGGCACCGUAUGCGGAGCCCCAUUCCUGGCCUUGAAUGAUAAAAUUGGGCGUCGAGGUGUCAUGUUCCUUGGAAAUGCUAUGGUCAUCGUGGCAGCUCUCAUGCAAGGCCUUGCUCCCAAUGUCUCCUGCUUCAUGGCUGGCCGUUUCUUCCUGGGCUUUGGGUCUGCCCUGAUGUCGACACCUCAGUACAUCGCCGAAGUAUCACCCGUCCAUCUCCGCGGCCGAAUCGUCGGUCUAUUUGGAGCUUGCUUCCAAAUCGGGAGCGUGGUAAUGAAUGCUGGCAUGAUAGGUACUGCAACCAUGGCUGAAACGAACAACUGGUCGUGGCGUAUCCCACUGCUUCUGCAGUCCUUUUUCCCACUGGUGGUCUGCACGUUGAUCUAUCUGUGCACGCCCGAAUCACCUCGCUAUCUGAUCAUGAAAGGCAAGCGCGACGAGGCAAAAGAGGUCAUUGCAAAAUACAUGACGAACUCAGAGUCCACGUCCGAACCCCUGGUCAAUGUGGUUAUCGCACAGAUAGAAGAAUCGCUCGAGACAACUAGGACCGGCUUCAGGCAGUCGUGGAAUUUCGCCGUUUUCGUGACUAAAAUUGUACGAUAUCGUCUGAUGGUGCUCAUCCUUUACUCCAUGUUCCAAUCUUGGAAUGGAGGUGGUAUUGUCUCAUAUUACCUAACACCUGCCCUCGAAACUGUCGGAGUUGUGGCUACAAUCCCGCAGUUGGGUAUUUCUCUCGGACUGACAGCUACCUACUUCAUAUUCACCGCGAUCGGUGGCUGGUUCAUUGACUUGUUCAAGCGUCGAACCCUCAUCUUCGCUGGCCUCAUCGGCAUCAUCUGCAUGCAGACAGCCGCAACAAUCACGUCUUGGCAAUACAACCUGAAGCCUUCGACGACGACGAGUGCACUUACCAUCAUGUGGAUGUUCAUGUUCCAGAUCAUCAGUGCGCUCUUCAUUGCCACAAUGCAUAACCUGUAUCCGGUCGAGAUUUUGUCCCUUCCGCUUCGUGCCAAGGGAAUGGGUUUGUACGGUGUGAUCCAAGGCGCUGCCGGCGCCAUAGAGGCGUAUGGCAUCUCCAUUGGUAUUAGCAAGAUUGGAUACAAGAUCUGGGUCGUGUAUAUCGUGUACAACUGCCUACAGCUGAUUGCGGCCUACUUUGUAUUCCCAGAAACGAGUAAGUUGACACUCGAAGAGAUUGACGCCGUGUUCGAGACGCCAGGUACAAGGCCUGUUCCGAUGAGCUUGACUAUCCAGAAGGCCAAGGUGGAGAAGAUGAAGCUGGAAAGAGAGGCCAGCCACGGCGAUGUGCUGGGUAGAAAUGAUUAG